Brenthis ino (lesser marbled fritillary) is the source of this 993-nucleotide messenger RNA. The record is from the annotation of a GenBank genome assembly. NCBI's taxonomy places the organism in Eukaryota, Metazoa, Arthropoda, Insecta, Lepidoptera, Nymphalidae.
AUGGCUGUGCCGGUUCGGAUUUUAUCUCGUUGCAAAGAUGGCUUAAAGUUUGGCAAUAUAAGAUAUUCCAGCAGCACACCAUAUACUGAAACACGGAAAAACUUGAUACUAACAAGUGAGACCAAAGUUAUCAUACAGGGAUUCACUGGCAAACAGGGCACCUUCCACGGUCAGCAGGCUCUUGAUUAUGGAACAAAAAUUGUUGGUGGUGUGUCACCAAAAAAGGCUGGCACAGAACAUCUUGGUAAACCAGUAUUUGCCAGUGUGAAGGAAGCUAAGGAAAAGACAGGAUGUGAUGCUACUUUUAUUUCUGUUCCUCCACCUGCAGCACCCGCAGCCAUCUUAGAAGCUAUUGAAGCCGAAGUACCACUUAUUGUGGCAAUUACUGAAGGAGUCCCUCAGCAUGACAUGGUGCGUGUGAAACAUGCUUUACUCCGUCAGAAUAAAUCUCGUCUAGUAGGACCCAACUGUCCUGGUAUCAUUGCACCUGGAAAGUGCAAAAUUGGUAUCAUGCCGGCAGCUGUUCACAAACAAGGUUGUAUUGGUGUGGUGUCUCGUUCAGGCACCUUGACUUAUGAAGCUUGUCACCAAACUACUGAAGCUGGUUUGGGUCAAACCCUCUGCGUGGGUAUCGGUGGUGACCCGUUCAAUGGUACGGAUUUCAUCGACUGUCUCGAAGUGUUCCUGAAGGACCCAGAGACGAAAGGCAUCAUUUUGAUCGGUGAAAUUGGAGGAAAUGCUGAGGAACUUGCAUCUGAAUAUUUAACUCAGAUGAAUACUGGCCAAAAAGCGAAACCCGUGGUUUCGUUCAUCGCAGGUCUCACGGCACCGCCCGGCAGGCGGAUGGGCCACGCCGGCGCCAUCAUUUCCGGAGGAAAGGGCGGAGCAAUGGAUAAAAUUAAAGCUUUAGAAAAAGCAAACGUCAUUGUCACUCGCUCUCCCGCCAAAAUGGGCAUUGAACUCCUCAAAGAAAUGAAAAGAUUAGAAAUUGUA